Molecule: messenger RNA, 1285 nt
Organism: Chiroxiphia lanceolata (lance-tailed manakin)
Lineage: Eukaryota; Metazoa; Chordata; Aves; Passeriformes; Pipridae
Gene: DLX6
Product: distal-less homeobox 6
Exons: 3
Coding region: 358-1164 (268 amino acids)
Biological process (GO): cell differentiation; regulation of transcription by RNA polymerase II; embryo development
Molecular function (GO): RNA polymerase II cis-regulatory region sequence-specific DNA binding; DNA-binding transcription factor activity, RNA polymerase II-specific
Source: RefSeq, a predicted model, not a curated record
ACAAAAAACAACACCCACCCCACGCGCCGGGGGGAUGAAGGAAAAGAGCGGCGCAAAAAAGCGGCGGGAGUAGCCCGCCCUCCCCCUUCACACACCCCGCACACCGCCCUCCCCUUCCUCCCCUCCCUCAGUGAACGAGGCCCCUCGCAGAACGGCUCCUUGGAGAGGAGGGGGGGAAGGAAAAAAAAAAAAGGCGGAAAAGAAAAAAAAAAAAAAAAAGAAAAGAAAUUAAAUUAAAUCACCGCCGCCUCUCCAGCGGUGCCGCGGCGGGUAAGGGGAGCGGCGGUGGCUGGGCAGAGAGGAGGCAGAGCGCGGGGGGCGAGCCGGGGAGCGCCGCGCUCUCCCUCCCAAACUUUGAUGAUGACCAUGACUACGAUGGCUGACGGGCUGGACGCGCAAGACUCCUCCAAAUCCGCCUUCAUGGAGUUCGGGCAACAGCAGCCGCCGCCGCCGCAGCCGCCGCCGCCGCCCCACUCCCAGCAGAGCUCGCCGGCCAUGGCCGGCGCCCACUACCCGCUGCACUGCCUGCACUCCGCCGCCGGCUCGCACCCGCACCACCAGCAUCACCAUCACAGCUCGCCCUACUCCGGCAGCGCCGGCUCCUACAACCACCGCUCGCUGGCCGCCUACCCUUACGUGAGCCACUCGCAGCACAGCCCUUACCUCCAGUCCUACCACAACAGCAGCGCGGCCAGCCAGACGCGGGCGGACGAUGCAGAUCAGCAAAAAACCACAGUGAUUGAAAACGGUGAAAUCAGAUUUAAUGGAAAAGGGAAAAAGAUUCGGAAGCCUCGGACCAUUUACUCUAGCCUACAACUCCAGGCUUUAAAUCAUCGCUUUCAGCAGACCCAGUACCUGGCACUUCCAGAGAGAGCUGAACUGGCAGCUUCAUUAGGACUUACCCAGACACAGGUGAAGAUCUGGUUUCAGAACAAGCGCUCCAAAUUCAAGAAGCUGCUGAAGCAGGGCAGUAACCCCCACGAGAGCGACCCUCUGCCAGGCUCGGCUGCCCUCUCCCCUCGCUCUCCAGCUCUGCCUCCAGUCUGGGACGUUUCAGCCUCUGCCAAGGGAGUCAAUAUGCCUCCCAACAGCUACAUGCCUGGCUAUUCUCACUGGUAUUCUUCUCCACAUCAAGACACAAUGCAGAGACCACAAAUGAUGUGAAUUGUCCAAGAGAAAUAAUCCCGAAGAACGCCUCGUCUCGACAUGGCAAGAAGUUCGCCUGCUUUGCCAAGCCGUGCCAGCAAACAGGCUCUGUGUGAACUUGCAGAUGCGGCAAAGAGAC